Botrytis byssoidea is the source of this 1116-nucleotide messenger RNA. RefSeq lists its product as uncharacterized. NCBI's taxonomy places the organism in Eukaryota, Fungi, Ascomycota, Leotiomycetes, Helotiales, Sclerotiniaceae. The record is from RefSeq and is a predicted model, not a curated record. The transcript has a single exon. The coding region runs from base 1 to 1116 and encodes 371 amino acids.
AUGCCGGAGAUAACAGACCGAACUUCCUCGAAGAACAACAAGAGAAUGGGGCUUCGACAAUCUCUUUCCAGCAUGAAUUCCACUGCCUCAAGCUAUUGGGGAACGAAGGCAGAGCUAUUGCAACUCGAGCUCGAAGAGAUGGACGAAAGAUACACCGCAAGCAGAAACAGAACUAGUACUUUGUCAGGGAUUUAUUUACAGAGCCAUGAGCAAGAAUUUUUGAAGAGACGGAAUGCCCUUGAGGAGCUUGUUCUAGGAGCACUCCAGAAAGAACACGAGCUGGAGAUGGCUUUGGAGAGUGCCGCACAAUGUUCGAAUGGCGAACAAGCAGAACGUGCUUUUGUCCAACUUUUGCUGCUGCACUACAUUAAAAACCCGAAAUCUCAAAAAUCCAACUUCAGACGAGACGUUGAAGAUUAUUAUGGAACUCUGAGGGUUGUAGACAAUGAUGAUGCCGAGGAGGAGCAGACUGAAAACUGGUGCCCUGUUACACAAGCCUGGGCAUCUUGUCACAGGAAAGCUGCCCACUUGAUCCCUCAACGAAUCCGUCAGAAGGGUAUGGAUCUCAUCUUCGGGGAGGAAUCUAUGGGUGAGAUGUACUCACCGAGAAAUGGCUUGAUGCUCGAAAGCCAGGUAGAAAAGCACUUCGAUCACUUACAGCUAGCCAUUGUUCCAUGUAAGGACGAUUCCAAUGAUUUUGAGCUACGAGUCAUCGAUAAAGGCUUGUGUAAGAUGAUUCAUGUUGAGUCAAGGUGCUCUUUUGGAGACAUGCAUGGAAAAAAGUUGAAAUUCCUUAAUGCAAAUAGACCAAGAGAGAGAUACUUGUAUUUUCACUGGAUGAUAUGCAUGGCAUUAGCCAGUUCAAAACCGAUUAAUCAGGAGAGGGUCAAAAACGAGAGAGAACGCCAUCAGAAGUUUUGGGGCACACCUGGGAGAUGGGUGAGAGAAGAGAUGAUUAGGGGAUUGAUCAAACAUACGGGCCACGAUCUUCCAGUAGAUCAUACAAUUCCAGAAGAAGGCAAGGAUGUUACGGAGUUAGUAGAGGAGAUAUGCAAGCCAUAUAAGCGUAAGGAAGAUGAUGAAGAAGACGAUGAGGAAAAUGAUGAAGAUUCAUGA